CCGCACCGCGCCCCCUCCCCGCCCGAGCGCUCCGCCCCGCGCCCCCUCCGCACCGCGCUCCGCCCCGCCGUACAUAAACGCCGGCACCGCCGCCGGUCCCCCUCCGCCGCCAUGAGCUACAGCGCGGAGCCCUCGGCGCUGGCCGCCUCCUAUCGCCACCUCUUCGCGGAGGCCCCGCGGCGCCCGGAGAUGCUGGCGGGCCGGUGGGUGCGCCCGGGCGCGGAGCCGGAGGCGGUGCGGGAGCGCGGCGCGGAGCCGCGGCGGGCGCGGGGCAGCGAGAAGGAGCAGCUGCAGGGCCUCAACGAGCGCUUCUCCGGGUACAUUGAGCGGGUGCGGGCGCUGGAGGAGCGGAACCGCGCGCUGGCGGCGGAGCUGGCGGCGCUGCGGCAGCGCUCGGACGAGCCGCGCCGGCUGGGGCAGCUGCUGGGCGGGGAGCUGCGCGCCCUGCCAGGCAGCAACCUGCAGGCGGCCGAGGACUGGUACCGCGCCCGCUGCGCCCGCCUGCACGAGCGGGCGGCCCGCAGCCAGGAGGCCGUGCGCGCCAGCCGCCGCGAGGCCGGCGAGUGCCGCCGCCAGCUCCAGGCGCGCCUGGUGGAGAUGGAGAGCCUGCGCGGCGCUCACCAGUCCCUGGAGAGGCAGCUGCAGGAGCUGGAGGAGCGGCACAACGCCGAGGCCGCCGGCCUGCAGGACACCAUUGGACAGCUGGAGGAUGACCUGCGGAACACCAAAAAUGAGAUGGCUCGGCACCUGAGGGAGUACCAAGACCUGCUCAAUGUCAAGAUGGCCCUUGAUAUUGAGAUAGCUGCCUACAGGAAGCUGCUGGAGGGAGAGGAGACCCUCUUCAACAUGGGAAGUGGCGGCCUUCCAUCUCUCAAUUCCCUCCCCAGCCCCACUUAUUCCUUCCAGCCAAGGAGCUUUAGUUCCUCUACUCUGUCCUUCAAAGAGGAGGAGCAAGGAGAGGUUAUUAAAGUGACCUCUAAAAUAUCAUCCAGCAGGGCUGAGGUGAUUGAGGGGACCAUAACCUCUGUCAAGAAAAGAGGGAGGUUAAACCUGCAUGGAGGAAUCCUUGCCAAUGCAAAGAUGUAACCAUCAGGACCCUGUUCACAAGCAUUUGAGGGGGAACAGUCUCCACUCGGCCUUGAAAUUGCUCCUCUGGGCACAAAGCUGCACUGGGCUCGCAGGAAGCCUCCCUUAAAAACACAAACCCCCUCGGGGACACCAACCAGGGAUGGCUUCCUUGCGGGUCCUGCCACACAGAGGCCGAGCUUGGCACAUUGCUCCCUUUUAAAUGGGGUGGGGGCACACAGGACAGGUAGCUAGAGAUGCAUGUUGGUCAUUGUGGUGGUGGCACAUGGACUCGUAACACGCUCCCUCUCCUCCUGCGGCGGGCGAGGGGCAGCCGGCUGGGAAGGCUGCUGAGCCAGCUCUCCCAGGAGGGGAGGGAAACAACUCAACAUGUUUACUGUAACUAGUUUCAUCAAUUAUCCAAAUCCAUGUACAGCUAAACUUCCCACUCCUCAAAAUGUAGCCAUCCCCUAGAAGCACAGAAAUAGCCAUACUGGACUGUAACUGCACCUGACAUCUGAUCUCAGCCACGUAUGUUUUGAACUAUAAGGAAUGUUACUUUUUCUUUGUACUGACAGAUCUUGUUUUCUGACAGCACUAGUCAAGCCAGGCACAUGCAGCAGGCACAGGGCAGGGAACUGCUACACUGGAGGUGAAGGCACCACUAUGCUAAAUACGAGGCUCUGAGGGCUCCUUGUUAGGCUGCACAGUCUUCACAUGAAAACCCUGCGUGCCUAUUAGCAUCGUGCCCUAGCCAGCACUGGGAAGCUGCAGGACUCCUGAACACCAGCCCGCAAAGCAUCCUUGUCUCCGCUCCAACUGUUCCAAUGUGUGCCAAAUUUGAUAUAGGAUUUAACAACCAUAGGUUUCCUUCAAUGCCUUAAAUUGCCAGCGAUCGCUUUUGCAAGAGCCGGAGACGCCGCGCGUGGUGUGUCAGUGCCCCGGCAGGGUUAUCAGCACCAGACCUCGCUGCCCUUGCGGUGCUGCCAGAGUAGUUCCUGGAACCAGCAAAUUGUUUGCUCGCACUCUUUCCUCUUCUAUUGUAAGGCACAAGUUAAUAAUUAAAAAAAGAAAUAGUUGUGUGGAUCAAA
Passer montanus (Eurasian tree sparrow) is the source of this 2156-nucleotide messenger RNA. It is a transcript of the gene INA, whose product is annotated as internexin neuronal intermediate filament protein alpha. Lineage: Eukaryota; Metazoa; Chordata; Aves; Passeriformes; Passeridae. The record is from RefSeq and is a predicted model, not a curated record. The coding region runs from base 112 to 1086 and encodes 324 amino acids. Gene Ontology annotation, cellular component: postsynaptic intermediate filament cytoskeleton; cytoplasm; intermediate filament. Gene Ontology annotation, biological process: intermediate filament organization. The transcript is spliced from 4 exons. Gene Ontology annotation, molecular function: structural constituent of postsynaptic intermediate filament cytoskeleton.